Gymnodraco acuticeps is the source of this 1657-nucleotide messenger RNA. RefSeq names its product TM2 domain containing 3 (gene tm2d3). NCBI's taxonomy places the organism in Eukaryota, Metazoa, Chordata, Actinopteri, Perciformes, Bathydraconidae. The record is from RefSeq and is a predicted model, not a curated record. The coding region runs from base 24 to 809 and encodes 261 amino acids. The transcript has 6 exons.
CGCAUCUCUGGUUAGCUACAACAAUGGCUCCUCUCUGUCAGAUCUGGAGACCGGACCGAGGACGCUGCUUUAAAACCUACGGGAUCAUCUUCGUUUUGUUUACAGACCUGGUCUUACAGAGUGUUACCGGGUAUCUGAGCUCUCCUCAUGUGGGUAAGGAGCCUCCGUACCCCAGAGAGUCCCAGCAUGCACCUGUCAUCACCAGCCCAGUGGUGCCUGCUGCAGCCUCUGUUUCUCCAUCAGAUGAGGAGAGCUACACCUUCGGGUGUCCCAGCGGGGGUUUGUGUCAGCGCCUGCCAGCCAACUGCAUGCUCUGCAACUUCCAACACAACUGCACCUACGCAAAAGCUACUUCCUUCACUUGCAAACCCAGGAAAGGAGUUCACUGUAUAGGGGAGUCGGGGCAGCAGCAGGCGAACUUCUCUCUCUCCAUCAGCUGUCGGUUCUGCUGGCAGUUGGACCCGUCCCAGUACCGCUGCUUCAACUCCACCAGCUGCAUGACGGUGUCCUGCCCGCGCCGACGCUACAACGCCACCUGCGACGUGCUGGACCACGUGCACUGUUUGGGUAGGAGAAGUUUUCAGAAACGUUUGUAUUGUAACUGGACCGGGGGAUACAAGUGGUCAACAUCAUUAGCACUCAGCAUCACGCUCGGUGGAUUUGGGGCUGAUCGCUUCUAUCUGGGUCAGUGGAGAGAGGGGCUGGGGAAGCUGUUCAGUUUCGGUGGCCUCGGCAUCUGGACUUUGAUCGACGUGCUUCUGAUCGGAGUCGGAUACGUUGGACCCGCCGACGGCUCUCUUUACAUCUGAAGCUCUGGAGAAAACGUUCGGACGCUCGGUGCCCUCUUCACUCUCUGAAGACUGAAGAUCUGUGUCCUCUUCACUCUCUGAAGACUGAAGUUCUGGUCUCUCUUCACUCUCUGAAGACUGAAGUUCUGGUCUCUCUUCACUCUCUGAAGACUGAAGUUCUGGUCUCUCUUCACUCUCUGAAGACUGAAGUUCUGGUCUCUCUUCACUCUCUGAAGACUGAAGUUCUGGUCUCUCUUCACUCUCUGAAGACUGAAGUUCUGGUCUCUCUUCACUCUCUGAAGACUGAAGUUCUGGUCUCUCUUCACUCUCUGAAGACUGAAGUUCUGCUCUCUCUUCACUCUCUGAAGACUGAAGUUCUGGUCUCUCUUCACUCUCUGAAGACUGAAGUUCUGAUCUCUCUUCACUCUCUGAAGACUGAAGUUCUGCUCUCUCUUCACUCUCUGAAGACUGAAGUUCUGCUCUCUCUUCACUCUCUGAAGACUGAAGUUCUGGUCUCUCUUCACUCUCUGAAGACUGAAGUUCUGGUCUCUCUUCACUCUCUGAAGAUCUGUGUUCGCUGCGCAACACGUCCUCAUCCCAUCUGCUAACCGGCAGGAAGUGUUUUCCUCUUCACACCAGCCACGACUCCACCCACACACACACACACACAUCAGAUCCGUCUCCACAUCACUCUCCUGUCGAACGCUCCGCUGAUGGAUCUGAUGAACGAGGAGACGCUCAGUAUCUGAAGUUUGUCCGUUGGUGUGACUUCACUGCUGAUGUAUAGAUAGGUUUCCUGUGGAGCGGGACACACACACACACACACACACACACACACACACACACACACACACACACACACACACACA